UUCCACGUUGAUAUUCAAUGAAAAAACCCGAAGUUCCUUGGAGACGGAAGUGGAAGAAAAUGACGGUGGUAAUGGCGAGCUUCGUCAGCACCUCUGCUCCUACAUUACUCCAUCGCUCUCGUUGUCUAUAUCUUCCUCGCAGCUCCACUUGGACAAACCCGUUCAAGAUUGGUUGGGUGCAGAGGGCGACGAUGCUGCCCGUGAAAUGCUGCUCCGGGUUGAGAGAAAAUACAGAAACGGAAGCAGAGACAUCCAAGCCUCCACCUCGGAAUAUUUCUACAUACAAUUGGUGUGCAGGGCUCGGAGCCUUAGGUUUUCUGGAAACUGGAUACUUGACUUAUAUGAAGCUCACCAAUUCUGAUAUCUCCUGUCCUCUUAGUGGAGGCACUUGCACUGACGUUCUUAACAGUGAUUACGCCGUUGUUUCUGGUGUUCCUCUUCCAUUAUUUGGUAUGGUUGCAUAUGGUUUGGUUGCAGCACUUGGUCUACAUCUGGCUGGAAAGAAAUUUCUUUUUGGACUCGGUGAAACUAAUGGCCGCUUGAUUUUACUUGGGACCACCACUUCAAUGGCAGCAGCUAGUUCUUAUUUUUUGUAUCUUUUAAGCACAAAGUUUGCAGGAGCAUCAUGCUUAUACUGUUUAGUAUCAGCUUUGCUGUCUUUUAGCUUAUUUUUUAUUGUUUUAAAGGAAUUUGGGUUGCAAGAGAUACAAAAAACGGCGGGUCUGCAGUUAUUAAUAGUUAGCAUAGUGGUUGCUUCUUUAAAUGUUUCGUAUAACACUUCUAAACCUGUUUCUACGAGCUUUGCUGAAAUUGAGCUGCAACCGUUUACAAUUGAGAUAACAACAGAAUCAAGUCCUCUGUCUCUUGCUCUUGCAAAGCAUCUAAACUCCAUAGGAGCUAAAAUGUAUGGAGCUUUCUGGUGUUCUCAUUGUCUAGAACAGAAACAGAUGUUUGGGCGUGAAGCAGCAAAGCUCUUGGACUAUGUCGAAUGCUUCCCAGAUGGAUAUAGGACAGGAACCAAAAUAGCCAAGGCAUGUUCGGAUGCUGGAAUUGAUGGCUUCCCGACUUGGGUGAUAAAUGGUCAGGUUUUGAGUGGAGAGCAAGAUUUUCAAGAGCUUGCACGAGCCUCUGGAUUUAUUCCUGAAGAUUUUGAUCCUGCCACGUAAGAUCCCGCAUUGCUGUUGUAUUAAACUGAAUGUACAGGCGUACAGCUACAGCUAGUGCAGCUUAUUAAGGCAUUGUGUUGUAUUUGUUCUCUGUUUUUAAGUAGGUCAAAAAAUUUGGGAUGGUUUUUUGGAGACCAGAUUGGUUGGAGAGAGAGUUAUGUACACUGGGCUGGGCUACCUAUCACGACUGAACACACCGGUGUUCCAUACUCGUAAGGUGUGGGUCUCAUGUGGGCCCAUCUGUACUGGACACUCAUGUUCACUGUGCAUGAUUUGGUCUCCAACUCAUUUGGUUCCGUUUUUUAAAGCAGUAGCACACCCCCUCCCUCAA
Nelumbo nucifera (sacred lotus) is the source of this 1497-nucleotide messenger RNA. RefSeq names its product NAD(P)H dehydrogenase (quinone)s (gene LTO1). Lineage: Eukaryota; Viridiplantae; Streptophyta; Magnoliopsida; Proteales; Nelumbonaceae. The record is from RefSeq and is a predicted model, not a curated record. Gene Ontology annotation, molecular function: oxidoreductase activity.